GGUGGUGGAUUAGUGACCUUGGUUGGAGUGGGAACGCCCCCGUCCAGUUGGACUGUCCUGCGAGGGGAGCUGCCGUCUUUGGCGACAUGGGAUAUGAUAGAUUGUUAGACCACGCGCAGCCGCUCUUCGUCGAUCCAUGCACGAUUCUCCAUCUCCUUCCGACCGCCAUGAGCUGCAGGGGGCCUUCAUUGAUUUUCGUCACGACCGAUGCGACUCCCCACCACGACGACAAAUUGCAGCUUCCGAGACGAUUGGGCUUGGCAGGAGGCCCUCCGAUAUGUUGGCGCUCGUGGGCUUAGGCGCAACGCGGACCGGGCAGGGCAGCGGUCUCUGCAUUCAUCUUCAUGCAGGCCCCGCGACAACCGAAGCCCGAAGCAGGCGAUUAUGGAUUCUAGACUUCAGUGGUCAAUUAGAAUGUAGAAGCACCAAUAGCACCAAUAGCACUAGUACCGGCCGUAUCACAGGGGAUUGAUUGAAGGGAGGGGUCGACCGCCAGGCAGCUAUCUUCCUCGGCAUUUGCUGCCCCGCAGUGCUGCAAUUGAAGGCGCUCGCUCGCUGGAUCGAUCGAUCGUGGGAUUUUUUGCUGCUUUGCGGAGUGCGGGUCCUUCCUGUGCGACAUUUAUUGUUCAGUUAGCACCUGCCACUCGGUGGCUCGCGUUCGAGCUAGAACUCUCCGAUGGGAAAUGUAAUUAGAGUCCGCCAGCAGCAGGAACCGGGGCGACGAUGAGUCCUUCCUCGCAUACUUGCCCCGAGUGGCGAUGACCGACGAAGACGACAGCCCUUUUUUUUUCAGUGCAGUUUUGAUUCUUCGCCUCGUGAGAAGGAUGCCCUCCCACCCGUGCGUGUGACGGCAGCAUUGCAAUAGCAUUAGCAUUAGCAUUAGCGUUUGCAGGACGACGAGCUGGCAACGAUGCACUUGGAGCACGAAGACGUCGAGCCAAUCCAGAAUUCCAGCCCGGCACUUUCGUCACUCUUCGCCGGUCUCGGUUGUGUAUAGCACAUUCAUUGCAAUCCUCCUCAACUCCACACUAGCUUCUAUCAUUCUCUCCAAUCCUUUUGCUGAUCCCCAUCGUUCUCUUCGAGCUUUAUUCCUCUCUUCCCAUUCUGCACACUUCCAUCUUCUCUUCAGAGCAUUGCCAGUAGCCAGCGGUAGGAAAGCCAUCAGAGCCGAGCUGCCAGGUCCUCCGGCACAUGUACAGAGUUCGUCGAGGUCUGGUGGAUAUGGAGGACAGCUCCAGCAGCAGCAGCUGGAGGAGGGAUCGGGGGGUCUCGGAUGGGCCGGCAGGGGUACAGAAACAGGUCAGGCACCAGAGACGGGCGCGGAUCGGUAGCGGGUGCUGGGGGCUACUGCUGGCGCUGCUGGUGACGAUGAUUUGCGGCGCUUCGGGGCUGAAUUCCGAGGGAUUGGCGCUGCUGGCCUUCAAGAGGGCGGUGCUGGACGACCCGAGGCAGACGCUGAGCGACUGGAACCAGGGCGACGCCACUCCGUGCAACUGGACGGGCAUUUCGUGCGGCGCCGGCAGCCAGAGCGUGGAGCAGAUCUCUCUGCCCAGGAAACGAUUGCUGGGCCGGAUCGUGGACGACCUCGGCAACCUGACCAACCUGCGGCGGCUGAAUCUGCACGACAACGCCUUCUUCGGGUCGCUGCCGGCCGACCUCUUCGGCUCGUCGGCGCCCCUGCUGAAGACGCUCUUCCUGCACAACAACAAUCUGUCGGGGCCCCUGCCCGCCUCCAUCGACCGCCUCGUCGCCCUCCAGCAUUUGGACAUCUCCAACAAUGGCUUCGUGGGCGACAUCCCCCCGCAGAUUGCAGCGUGCACUCGCCUGCUGACGCUUCUUCUGGGGGGCAAUGACCUCUCGGGGCCCAUUCCUGAGGGCCUCGGGAGCGCACUGACGUCGCUGCGGUCGCUGGAUUUCUCCUCCAAUCGGCUCAGCGGCACCAUUCCUCCCGAUUUUGGCAACCUCACGGUUUUGCAGCUGAACCUCUCGAGCAAUCAGCUGCAAGGCGCGAUUCCUGCCAGCUUGGGCAACCUGCCGGACUCGGCCUCGUUGGAUUUCAGCAGCAACAAUCUGUCGGGCCCGAUCCCUCGGGACGGAGCUCUGGCAAAUCAGAGCCCCUCAGCCUUUUCGAACAAUCCGGGGCUCUGCGGGGCUCCUCUGGCGACUGCGUGCGCGCCGUCGGAGGCGCCCUCGCCCGGGGCUGCGAGCGCCCUCGGGCCCUCCAGCCCCAGCCCCGCCGCCGUGACGAUGAGGAAGGCGGGGCUGAGCACAAAAGCUCUGAUCGCCAUCGUGGUGGGCGACUCGGUGGGAAUUCUGGUGAUCGUGAUCGUGUUCGUGUACUGCCUGCGGAGGAGAUCCAACUGCCAGAAGCCGAAGAAGCGGUACGAGAAUGGGAACGGGAACAAUUCCAGUGACAAUUCGGCGUCCAACAGCCAGAGCUGGGGGCUGGGCUGCUUCCCGGUGUCGAAGGACGGAUCGGAGGCGUCGGAGAAGAUCGAGCAGGGCGAGCUGACGAGGCUCGACAGCGACGUGAAAUUCGACCUGGAGGAGCUGCUGCGGGCGUCGGCCUACGUGCUGGGCAAGAGCGGGGUGGGCAUCGUGUACAAGGCUCUUCUGGAGGAGGGCGUGGCCGUGGCCGUCAGACGCCUCGGCGAAGGGGGCGCCAACUCCUUCAAGGAGUUCGAGCACGAAGUCCAACUCGUCGGCAAAAUUCGCCAUCCCAACAUCGUCAGCCUGCGCGCGUACUACUGGGCCGUCGACGAGAAGCUGCUCAUCUACGACUUCAUCCCCAACGGAAGCCUGGCCCAAGCCCUGCAUGCACGAACGCCGGAUUCUCCCGUGAGCACGCCGCUCAACUGGGCCGAGAGGCUCAAAAUCGCGCAGGGAGCCGCUCGAGGUCUGGCCUACAUCCAUGCGUGCGGGGGUAAGCACAAGCUAGUGCACCGCGACAUCAAAUCGUCCAACAUUCUCCUCGACGUCGACAUGGAAGCCCGCAUCUCCGAUUUAGGUCUGGCUCGACUCCAAAAUCUCGCUGGAGGGAGUGUCAUCGCACCGAAACCAGCAGAAGGCGAGAGUCUGAGCACGAGCUCCGCUCCCUCGUCCAUCCAAGGCCUCUCAGGUGGUCUCGGAGGAAGCGGAGGAGUGGGAAGGAGGGGCCCUCCAGCGAGCGACCAACGAAUCAGUCCGAGCGCGAGCUAUUAUCCCCCAGAAGCGAGCGAGGCGAAGAAGAAGGCGACUCAGAAAUGGGACGUGUACUCUUUCGGAGUGGUGCUGUUAGAGAUUCUGACGGGGAGGUCGCCGGCCAUGCACUUGGCCUCUGCCGAGAUGGAUUUGGCCACUUGGGUGCGCGAGACGGUGGAAGAGAGGAAGCCCAUCUCCGAGGUUCUGGAUAUCCACCUGUGCGCUGAGAUCUCCAAACUGGAAAGCGAGUUCAUGGAGGCUCUUCAAAUCGCUCUUCUGUGUACCGAGCCCUCGCCCGAGCAGAGACCCACCAUGGGGCUCGCCUCCCAUAGCCUGGAGCAGAUAGGCCGCAAAUUGGAGAUUUGUGUGAGUGAGUGAGAGACGGGGCUGACCGACCGACUUCAUCGAGAUCCUGCAUUCUGAUCGUGCGAGUGAGUUCCACCCUCGAAGCUCUCAGAUGAUGAAGCGCAAUUGUCUCGCUCGAUCGAUCGAUCGAUGAUGCUGUGGGAUCUUGCGUUUCUUCAUCACCAUCACCUUCCGUCUUCUUCAUCCUUCUCAGUCUCAAACCCUGCAACGAAAGUGGAUUCUUUUCCAUCCUUUGGAUCAACCAUUACCUUGAUCGACCAGAUGGAACUUAUUCAUGUCAGAGCAAGAGACCACCUUCUCAAUAGCUAUGGAUUGUGCAGACGUUUGCAUCCAUCCCGUGAAUGCAAGAUGAAAAAAAUCUACGUCCGCAUUGGCCUCAUGAGACGAUGGUGUAGAGAUCCGCACAAUCUCCGUCCGCCUCCCAGAUCUAUCUCUUCCCGGAUAGAUACCCAAGCCUAGCUAGCUAGCUGAUGAAGUUGGUCCUUUAAUUCAUUCGACUUAGAAUUUAAUCUCUCCAAACAACUGAACAACGAAGGUAAAUUUAUGUGUAGUUGAAUCAUCAUCAUCAUCCACCGUGCCCUUAGUGUGCCCCGGCUGGGGAAAUGUGCGCACACGCCACUGUGUAACUUCACUCGAGGUUUUUUGGUGGAAGAAGAAGAAUGUACACCAUCUACCGCAAGGCGCAUUUCUUUGCGGACAUUGAUGCUUGAAGGCAAACGGACUGAUUGGUAGUACACUCUCUGGAACUUCCGUGGGUGAUGAUGG
Marchantia polymorpha subsp. ruderalis is the source of this 4311-nucleotide messenger RNA. The record is from the annotation of a GenBank genome assembly. NCBI's taxonomy places the organism in Eukaryota, Viridiplantae, Streptophyta, Marchantiopsida, Marchantiales, Marchantiaceae.